This is a messenger RNA of Archocentrus centrarchus (flier cichlid), 4787 nucleotides long. It is a transcript of the gene spata13, whose product is annotated as spermatogenesis associated 13. The coding region runs from base 439 to 4308 and encodes 1289 amino acids. The transcript has 13 exons. NCBI's taxonomy places the organism in Eukaryota, Metazoa, Chordata, Actinopteri, Cichliformes, Cichlidae. Gene Ontology annotation, molecular function: protein binding; guanyl-nucleotide exchange factor activity. The record is from RefSeq and is a predicted model, not a curated record.
CUCUUUUUUUUUAACUUGGAGUCACCGGCGACAUUAGUAGCGACCCGUGACUAACGUCGGGAGAGCUCGCAUGUUUCAGUGCUUAAGUUGCCCUUACUUGCGUACUAACGAGUUUUACCGGUUAGUGAAAGCGAAAUCAGAAACCGCAGAACUUGCGCAAUUGCACAAGUUUAUCAGUGGAGCCUGUGAGCUAGCUCAAGGUGCUAGCUCAAGAAGUCAGCCAGCCAUUUGUCUCAGCAUGUCGCGGAGUGACUGAGUUAUAGCGGAGGCAGCUGCCGUGCUUUUUGUGCUCGACAUGUUUUUGCGAGGGGACUGCGGGUGCGACGCAGCGAGCGGCUGGAAGUCCGGGAAACCGCUCCACCACCAUGGAUAAAUAACCAAAACAGCUGCUCUGUUGAUGUGAGAGAGAAAAAGGUCAGGAGGACAACAUCAGCAACUAUGAGCAGGGCAGGACAAAAGGACAGGGUCUUGUCUACAAGCGAAGACCUUGUCUCGCACCUCCAGGAUGCAAAAACUGAUCCGCUGAUCCGGACCAGACCCCUCAGUGAUAUAUAUCCAUCCCAGAGCCAUCCUGAGAGAAGUUCAGUCCCAUAUCUGCUGUCUGGAUAUGGUGCCCAGGUGCAGCCAAUGAGUGCCGGUCCUCACUCUGAUGAGAGCAAACUUAAUGUCAUCAACUCCACUGCUUGGUCCAGCUCUGUUUCAUGUCAGCCUGAAGGAAAGCCUUACUCCUCAAGAAUUAUGAGGCUUUUCUCUAACUCAAGGAAGGGCCCAGUCCCUGCUCAAAGUGUAAAUGCAGAUGAUCCAACCUUGGCCCACCUCAGCAACAGCGAGAGCGGCAGUAGUGCCCCCCAGUCGUGGUCAGGACUUUCAGGGUUAGGUGUUGUGGACUCCUUUAAAAAACUGCGGUCAUCUGUACUUCAGGGUAUUCAGAGCAGAAACCAUGAUGGAGACCAUGCUGCUUUACCCAAUCAGGAAAGGGCAAAUGGCACAGUUGUAAAUAAUUCUGAUCCAUGUCUAGUGGAUCCAACAAAUCAUUCAAAGAGCACUGAAGGAUAUACUGUUUCUAAUGGAAGUUUUACAGGCCAAACAUUGGCUUUGUUAAGCCAGUAUGGCUCAGAUAAUGAGGACUAUGAUGAUGAGGAUAAUUGUGGAGAUGGUCUCACACGCAAUUCACGAUUGUCCAGGAGUAUCAGGAGAGCAUAUGGAGCAGGGCGCAUCACUUUAUUUGACACUGGGAAUGGGAGAAAAGUAGGAAGCAAUGCAAAUACCACACAGAAACCAGACAAGACAUCUAAGCUCAGUGUCCAAGCUGAGAAUAUGAGUGAAAACACAAAUGUGAAGGUUCUGAGCAGACUGAGCAAAAGUGCAGAGAAUCUGCAUAUAUUUAAGACACCUUUUAGACGUAAAGCCCCGUCUCCAGGCCCCCCUUCCCCACAGGAAGAUGAUCGGAGGACUAGCAUAUCAAAUGAGAUGCCAAACAUCGAAAGGACUUCCAGUGCCUCCUCAGCGGACCUCUGGGGCCAUGACAUUAGCCGCAGGAAGAGCCCCAUGAAGACUAAGGCACCAAUGCUGAAGUUGGUCGGUAGCAUGACUGACUUAACUGUCCGACGCAGGCGAAGUCCCUCUCCGAGUCCCACCUCUCCAUCUCCUAUGUCCCCCUCGAGCCGCCUCCAUGACGAUUACUCCCGCCGUUUGCCUUUCCAACAACAUACCAGUGAGCGACAGCGCCGGCCCCUGCCCGUCACAGCCCAGGCCACGUCCGUCCAGCACACUCCUCUGGUUCAUUCCCAGCCUGAAUACAACACCAGCCCACAACCCCACCAGGUUGUUAUCAGCCCCUCUUCCUUGGAGACAACAGAGCAGACUUCACCUGAUAUUGUUGCUCAAUAUGAGUCGCUGGCUGUAGCCACAACAAGUGAUUAUAAACAGAUGGUAGAAUGCAGUUCAUCCCUGUUCAGCCAAAGAGAGCCUUCACAACAGCAUGAACAGACUGAGGGCAUCCCACUACCAAAUGAGGUGACAUCGGACCAGCAGGGACAAGAAGCCCUUCUCCAAACAGAGGAUCCAUCAACUCCAUCAACCAGCAGCACACCUCCUAUCUCUCCCACAUCCCUCUCCGAGUCAGCUAUAUCACCUACAUCUCCCACAGAUGAAACCACGGAUUCCACAGAAACAUCAUCCGUCAAGCCCAGACGAAGAAGCGGGCGCCCGAGACCGCGGCCCAUUUCUGACUAUGGGCAGCUGAUUUCCAGGAAACAUUCCAUCCCUGAGGAAGUUGGAGAGCUUCUUUCUGAGGAAAGGACUGCAAAUGCACUGCUGCAUAAAGACGGAACUAGUAAUGAUGCAUACAUGAAUGGAGAGAGCCCUGAAAGCUGCAGCAUGAAUGGGGACAUUCAAGCCAUGAGGCAGCGGCCCAUCUCUGUGAUAGGACCUGUGGAUCUCUUCCCUCCUGAUGCUGACUUGAAGGAAGACAGCCUUCCUUCUCCUUUGUCGCGACCACCAAUCCCUUCCCACCAGGUGCCCCCCUACAGAGGAGUUUCUGCCAGGUUUCGUCCCUCUGCUCUCUCCCAGAGUACCCCUAUUGGACUGGAUCGUGUAGGCCGCCGCAAACUCCACAGAGUGCUCAGCGAUGGUGUGUCGGAGUGCUCUGCCACGCUCGACGACAGCGUGAGCGAGGAGGAGGAGGGUAGCUUCGAUGAGCUCACUGAUGUCACGCCCUACCUCCAGCCAGGGGUGGAGCUCUCUGUGCUCAACGAGUGGAUAAGCUCUGGCCACGCGGUUUAUGCUGAGGCUCUCUGGGACCAUGUGACCAUGGAGGAGCAAGAGCUGGCCUUCAAGGCUGGAGAUGUAAUCCGUGUCCUGGAUGCCUCACAUAAGGACUGGUGGUGGGGCAGGGGGGCUGACAGGGAGGCCUGGUUCCCCUCCUGCUUUGUGAGGGUGCGUGUGAACCAGGAGGACUCGAGCGCUGAAAGUGUGGAGAGUGUAGCGGACCAGGAAGAUCCAGCUCCCAGAGACACACACAGCACUCAGCACAGGCAGCAGAUGAGAACCAAUGUGGUUCAAGAAAUCAUGAAUACUGAACGCAUCUACAUCAAGCACCUAAAAGACAUUUGUGAGGGUUACAUCCGCCAGUGCCGGAAACACCCCGACAUGUUCACCGAGCUGCAGCUGAAAACCAUCUUCAGCAACAUAGAAGACAUCUACAAGUUUCAGAGGCAGUUCCUCCGAGAACUGGAGAAGAAGUACAACAAGGACCAGCCACAUCUCAGUGAAAUAGGAUCAUGCUUUCUCCUGCAGGGGGAGGGCUUCUCCGUACUCUACUCGGAGUACUGUAAUACUCAUCCUGCAGCCUGUGCUGAGCUGCAGCGGCUCAUGAAGUUGGGAAAAUAUAAGCAUUUCUUUGAGGCCUGUCGCCUCCUCCAGCAGAUGAUUGACAUCUCUAUUGCUGGUUUCUUACUCACACCUGUCCAGAAGAUCUGUAAAUACCCCCUGCAGCUAGGAGAACUUCUCAAGUACACUCCCAAAGACCACAGUGACCACAAUGGAGUGAGCGAAGCGUACGAGGCUAUGAAGAAUGUUGCCAGUCUGAUCAAUGAGAGGAAGAGACGGCUAGAGAGCAUCGACACCAUCGCUCACUGGCAGGUCGCCAUAUUGCACUGGGAGGGACCCGACGUGCUAGAGCGCAGCUCGGAGUUGAUCCAUUCUGGUGAGCUGACUCGUGUUGUGCGACAAGGCAAAAUGCAGCAACGCAGCUUCUUCCUAUUUGAUCAUCAGCUAGUCUUCUGUAAAAAAGACGUCCUGCGCAGAGACCUGCUUCACUACCGUGGACGGCUGGAUAUGGACCAGACAGAGGUGGUGGAUGUUCCUGACGGGCGGGACACGGACCUGGGACUAACCCUGAAGAACGCUCUGCGCUUGCGCCACGCCUCCACUCUGGAGUUUGUGUGUAUGCUUUGCUGCAGGAAGGCUGAGGACAAGCAGAGGUGGUUAGAAGUGUUUGCCAAAGAGAGGCACAGAGUCAAGGAGGACCAAGAGAUGGGAAUAAAUAUCAGCGAAGAGCAAAGAAGACGGGCGAUUAUUAAUGCCAGAAGAGCCAAACACGGGAAGAUCAAAAAUGUUGGUUACUCUGGUUCUGUCCCACCACACCCCCAAACCCUGCACCAAAACCUUCACCCACUUCACCAGCGUCACAUCACCAUCCCAACCAGCGUGCCUCAGCAGCAGGUCUUUUCACUGGCUGAACCCCCAAAACGAAAGCCUUAUCACCUGUUGUACAGCAUUACCCGCAACGCCUUUUUCAGGAAAUGAAGCUUUGUUUCCUCGUCCUUUUCUUUCUCUGCAUGUUCAGAGCCAAACCGUCCUGAAGUCUGAAAGAACACUGUUUUUCCUGUUGUCCUGUCUGUAAAUGUACUGUCAGGUUUUGUUUUCGUGCCUCGUGCGUGCUAUAAUGUUUGUGUUGCAUGUUGAAUCUCAGUGCCUACAAUUUGUAAAGGGCAUGACAAAAGUGUUAAAAUACUGACUGUCCAUUUUCUAGGUGUGUGUGAAAGAUGCUGCUCAUUCAGAAGACACCCAUCCCUUUUCUCUUAUUAAUUCCAGCUGAAAGAUUUUUGUACUUUAAUUAUGACAACGAUGUGUGUUCUGCUUUCACAUUGACAAACGUGGUUUUUGUUUAUUUUACAAAGGCUGGACCCUUUUUUUGUGAGUCUGUCAACUCUGAGCACAAAGCAGCCAGAGAAUAAAUUAACUGACCUUCCCUGUUAACGUUGUGAAUAAAACACUUGUAUAAA